Molecule: messenger RNA, 2277 nt
Organism: Penicillium pulvis
Lineage: Eukaryota; Fungi; Ascomycota; Eurotiomycetes; Eurotiales; Aspergillaceae
Exons: 1
Coding region: 1-2277 (758 amino acids)
Biological process (GO): carbohydrate metabolic process
Molecular function (GO): hydrolase activity, hydrolyzing O-glycosyl compounds; carbohydrate binding
Source: RefSeq, a predicted model, not a curated record
AUGAUCGGGUUAAAAAGUUUGAUCUGGACAACCCUUGCGGCGUCAGCCGUCGCGGCGCAGGCACCAUUGGACCUUGGAAGUGGCUUUAGUCUCUCCGUUAACCAGGAUGCCAACCACCUGGCAGUGACUGGUCAUAACCAGACCAUCUGGGAGACUGUCCCUGGUGCAGCCUUCUUAAGCGCGAGUGCGGGACUCGAUGAGAUUGUUGAUUCCAGUGGAAACUUCAAGAUUACCGACAUUGACAACAACAAGUGCACAUCUGAGCGAAUCACUCGUGUUUCACAGCGCGCAUGGAAGGAUAGUGUCAACGGUCACGCUGCAGUCGUGCAAGGCACCCUGUCGGGAUGUGGAAACGCCACCGCCGGAUUCUCGCUAGCCCUCUAUGUUCCUUUGGAGUUCCCUGACCGCGUUGCUUUCAGCAUCAAGGUCAACCCCAGCUCGGACGGUGCCCUGACCAAGCUGUUCUUCACCUACGCCUCCUCGCCGUCUGAGGACUUCUACGGUCUUGGUGGGCAGGCCUCAUUCGCGUCGCUGAAGAACCAGUCUGUGCCCAUCUUCUCUCGCGAGGGUGGUGUUGGCCGUGGUGACCAGCCUACUACCGAGCUCGAGAACGCCUACAGCUUCUUCUCCGGCGGUGACAAGUACAGCACCUACUCUGCUACUCCCCAGUACAUCUCUUCGAGUGCCCGUGUAUUCCACUUGACCGAGGAAAGCACAGCCUAUGCCAACUUCGAUUUCCGCGAUGCCAAUGCCGUUACCGUGCGUUAUGCUGCGCUAAACGUCGAUGGUUACUUUAUGCAGGCUAGCAACAUGCUUGAUGGAAUUACCAUGCUUACUGAAUACACUGGUCGCAUGCCUGAGCUUCCCAAAUGGGCCGACAGCGGUGCUAUCCUCGGUAUUCAGGGUGGUCAGACCAAGGUCAACCGCAUUGUCAACUGGGGUUUGAACAGCUCAUGCCCCAUUGCCGGUGUCUGGCUUCAGGAUUGGGUGGGUACCCACACCCAAACUGCUUCCUACCUGAAUGGUCUCACUGUUUCUCGUCUGUGGUGGAACUGGGAGGCUGAUUCCGACCUCUACCCUACUUGGAACAAGUUUGUGCAGAAUCUGCGCGAUCAGCACAACGUCCGCACCCUGUCGUACAUCAACCCCUUCAUCGCCAAUGUCAGCUCCAAGCCUGAUGGCUACCGUCGCAACCUUUACCUUGAGGCGACUGAGGGUGGCUUCAUGAUUCAGAACUCCACCAUCAACGACACUGCUGUUAUCUCCAGUGGCCCUGGUAUUGAUGCUGGAAUUGUCGAUCUCACCAACCCCGCUGCCUGGGCCUGGUUCCAGGAUGUCCUGACUGAGCAGGUUUGGAGUGCCAAUGUCUCUGGUUACAUGUGCGAUUUUGGAGAGUAUACUCCCGUCUCCUCUGACACCAAGUUUGGCAACAAGAACAUCGAUCCUCGCUUCUACCACAACCAGUACCCCCGUGACUGGUCUGUGAUCAACAACCAGCUUCGUGAGAACGUCUCUGCCGUUGCUGAUGCGCUCAUCUUCCACCGCUCAUCCUCCAUGUCAUCUAACCGCAAUAUGAACCUAUACUGGGUUGGUGACCAGAACACCAACUGGGGCGUCAACGACGGAAUCAAGUCUGCCGUCACUGUGCUGGGACACAUGGGUCUCUCCGGCUACGCCCACGGUCAUGUUGAGAUUGGUGGUUACACAACCACCUGGGACAGCAACGGCAUCGUCAACCGCUCCGCUGAGCUUUUGGGUCGUUGGGGAGAACUGUCCGCCGUUUCCAGCGCCGUCUUCCGCUCGCACGAGGGUAACGUUCCCGAAGUGAAUGCCCAAUUCUACACCAACGCCUCCACAUACGCAUACUACGCCUACAACGCUCGCAUGUUCGCCAGUCUGGGCCCUUACCGUCGCCAGAUCCUUGACACCGAAAGCAAGCACCGUGGCUGGCCUCUUGUUCGCAUGCCCGUUAUCUACUACCCCAAUGAUGUGAAGGCCAAGCAGAUUAGCUACGAGAGCUUCUUCCUCGGUGCUGACUUGUAUGUUGCCCCCGUUUUGGAUGCUGGCCGCAAGAGCGUGCGCGUUUACUUCCCUGGUCCGAGCGAGACGUACACACAUGUCUGGAGUGGGAUGACUUACAAGGGUGGUCAGACUGCCACUGUGUCCGCUCCUUAUGGCAAGCCUGCUGUCUUUGUUGUUGGUCAGCCUAAGCACAACAACCUGAAAGACUUCUUCGACUUCGUUCGCAAGGAGAACGGAACUGUUAUUCAUGUCUAG